UCGUCACUCAGCACCACCAGCGCGGCGGGCACCAUAUUGAAUGAUGCCUGAGUUUCAAGGCCGCAAGCGUUCCAGACGGGCAUGCGAGACAUGCCGGGAACUCAAACGCAAGUGCGAUGGCGCACAGCCCUGUGGGACAUGCGUACGGUUCGAGUAUGACUGCAUCUUUUCCAGGACUCCCGGCCGCCGGAGCCGAAGGACCACCGAGCUGCCUGUGGGCUUGCCGUCGGCGCCCAUUGAACCGAGUCCCAUCAGUCCCGUGGUCGACAGCUCGCAUUCGAUGCAGACUCUAUCCAGUCGCCUGCGCUCUCUAGAGGCAAACUCCGGUGCCGCGUUUCUCAGAAGACUUGCUCUGAGGAUAGACGCGAAUAAUGCCCCGCGCAUGCACGCCUUUGCCUGGAACGCAUUUCUUGGUACCCGUUCUAUCGUGCAUGCUCCAAUGUCGCGUCCCAUCUUCGACAUGAUCUCCGAGGGCCAAAUGCAAGAUCUGGCCAAUGUCUACUUCGAAAGGGUUGAUCCUAUCUACGGUUUCACCAAUCGCCAAGACCUCAACAGACAGAUCCGUAUGAGGUGGGCAAAUCGGGCUUCUGUGCACUUGGAAGACGCUGUUUUGUGUGGCAUAGCAGCUCUUGGGUACUUAUUUACACACGUCCAUCCAGAGCCAUUAGAGCUAGAUUUGGCGGAGUCGGCGAGAUCUCUCCUCGAGCCAAGGACCUUCGAUCUUCCAUCUGCCAUGAGUAUCACAGCAUGGCUCCUACGAGUGACAUAUCUGAGGCUUACUGAUACUCCUCACAAGACUUGGCUUGCAAGCUGUAUCUUGAUGCACAUGGUCGAGGCUGCCGGGUUGCACUAUGAGCGUGCCCAAGAAUCUAUCCUUCACCCAUCAAGGGAUGAACUCAACCCGGAAAUUCGCAAAAGGCUUGUCGCAGUUGCGCAACAUCUGAACACGUGGGCUUCUUUUGACAUGGGGCGCUCGAGGAUCACUCUUGGCAACACGCCGUACACAUUCGUGCCCGCACCCCCCGGGGACAAUACUGUGGAAAUACUGGAGCUUUUGCCAUAUUCCUCGAUUUUGGACCCCGAGAGAGCAUCGGAUGUGUCCGAACUAGAGGCAGCCUUGACCGCGGUUCUUCAGCGAACUCACACGCUGUACCCAUCGAUUCUGGCUCAGUGCAAUCUGAUGCUCUGCCUUUGUCGUCGCCUUCAGUCACUGAACAUGGCUUUCACGGGUCCAAUUCUUGAUCAGAUACUUUCACUGAGCUCCAAAGGCACCCAAGCUGCCCAGGCUAUAGUAGACGCCCGGUCACCAUGGCACCAUAUGAUCAAUGUCCCCUUCCAAGUGAUAUGCGUAUUGCUUGCCAUAGACACACUGGCUUCCACAUCGCAGCUCAAGGGAGCAUUGAGAUGCCUCAGAAGUGUGGCUGAAACAUAUAAUACCGAUGCAACCCAGGAAGCUUUGAGGACCGCUUCCUUGUUACUUUCGAUACACCAGAAGUGGAAUGAAAAGUGUGCUUCAAAUCUGGGUGAUGUUCUUCGCGAAUAUCCGGUCACAUCAGGCAUGGAGAGCCAAACCAACCCGUCUCAGAUAGUGGACGAUACGACCUGGCUUGAUGACCUUUUGGGGGAUCUAUCGACCGUCCAGCAAUCUGACCUCGACCGUUUACUCAAUCCAGGACCAUUUUGGGAGUUUGACGGCAACGGAUUAUAGCUGCCGAGCAUUGCUAACAAACAACGGAAAAUGAGGUUAUAGGUUUCAAUUAUUAUGUCAAAUCUUCUAUGCAAGACCCCAGUUGUCGAGUGCAUCUGAGCUAAUCUGCACGCAUCUGACUUGGGCGUUACCGAAGCACUUCCUUCUCGACUGCCACCUUAUGAUACAUUUCCGGCUUGCCUGAAAAAAGCGGAGCAUCGCUUCGAGACCCUAUACCUCCGGCUCCACGGACCCCUGCAG
This is a messenger RNA of Truncatella angustata, 1948 nucleotides long. RefSeq lists its product as uncharacterized. Gene Ontology annotation, biological process: response to xenobiotic stimulus; DNA-templated transcription; regulation of DNA-templated transcription. Lineage: Eukaryota; Fungi; Ascomycota; Sordariomycetes; Amphisphaeriales; Sporocadaceae. The record is from RefSeq and is a predicted model, not a curated record. Bases 41 to 1708 code for a protein of 555 amino acids. The transcript has a single exon. Gene Ontology annotation, molecular function: DNA-binding transcription factor activity, RNA polymerase II-specific; zinc ion binding; DNA binding.